Molecule: messenger RNA, 1645 nt
Organism: Sesamum indicum (sesame)
Lineage: Eukaryota; Viridiplantae; Streptophyta; Magnoliopsida; Lamiales; Pedaliaceae
Product: mRNA cap guanine-N(7) methyltransferase 1
Biological process (GO): 7-methylguanosine mRNA capping
Cellular component (GO): nucleus
Molecular function (GO): mRNA 5'-cap (guanine-N7-)-methyltransferase activity
Source: RefSeq, a predicted model, not a curated record
GCCGACCGCUUUUGAGUAUCUUUCGAAGACUCGAAUGCUCACUGUCCUCUUUUGCCUUCUGUUCCCAUCCAUCCACUCAUGAUUCAAUUCUGCCAAAUAUAUUUAUCCAUCCUUUCCUUUUCUAGUCUACGGAAAAACCCUUCUGCUAUUUUCCGGGUAUAAACCAGUACCAGUUUUUUCUGAUCAAACUGGAGAUAGAUAUACGUGUACAUUGCGUACACAUGAAGCGAGGUUAUCAAGAAUCUUCAUCCUCGGGUUCUUUUGGACCUCCUCAAUCCAAGUUCAAGUACAACCCAGAAGGUGAUGCCCAGUUCUUGGAGGAUGACAGUACUAAGAUGUUUGCUAGGAAAGUGGCUGAUCACUACAGUUCAAGAACGAAUCAGACGCUCGAGGAGCGGGAAGCAAGCCCUAUUAUUCACUUGAAGAAGCUUAAUAACUGGAUAAAGAGCGUCUUAAUUCAGUUAUACACAAAAAAGGGUGAUGCGGUUCUUGACCUGGCUUGUGGAAAGGGUGGUGAUCUUAUCAAAUGGGACAAAGCAAAGAUUGGCUAUUAUGUUGGUAUUGACAUAGCAGAUGGCUCGAUAGAAGACUGCCGCACACGAUAUAAUGGUGAUGCUGAUCAUCAUCAGCGUCGCAAAAAAUUCUCCUUUCCUGCCAGACUCAUCUGUGGAGACUGCUUUGAGGUUCGCCUUGAUAAGGUUUUGGCAGAUGAUGCUCCAUUUGAUGUUUGUAGCUGUCAGUUUGCCAUGCAUUACUCAUGGUCCACUGAGGCGCGUGCAAGACGGGCCCUGGCCAAUGUAUCGGCUUUACUUCGGCCAGGAGGCAUCUUUAUUGGAACAAUGCCAGAUGGCAAUGUCAUCGUCAAAAAGCUUAGAGAAGUUGACGGGAUGACUUUUGGUAAUAGUGUGUACUGGAUACGUUUUGAUGAAGAAUUCGAAAACAAGAAAUUUAAGUCCUCAAAUCCUUUUGGCAUCAAGUACAAGUUCCAUCUAGAGGAUGCUGUUGAUUGUCCUGAAUGGAUUGUCCCAUUUCACGUCUUCAAAUCAAUGGCUGAAGAGUAUGAUUUGGAGUUGAUUUUCGCCAAAAACGCGCAUGUAUUUGUGGAUGAAUACUUGAAGAAGCCAGAAUUCAUUGAGCUCAUGCGGAGACUUGGUGCUUUGGGUGAUGGUAAAGACGACCAAAGUACACUAUCACCAGAUGAGUGGGACGCAGCAUACCUAUAUUUGGCCUUCGUCUUAAGAAAGAGAGGGCAACCAGAUCAAACCCAGGUGAGCAUUAGACGGGAUAAAGGUAAGAUGCAUCUAUUGAAGGAAGAUAUCAUGUACAUCAGCGGCCAAGUAUAGACAAGAUUCAAUAGCCACCCAUCCUGAUUGGACAAAUACACAACAACUUUGGAUAGGGAGGAAAGUAGGAAAUGUUUGACUUCUCCUGACCAUUAAGUGCCAGAAUCAUAGGGGGCCAAUCAGUCGGGUAGAGAACUGAGUGAAGUACUUGCUGCUGCUUAGUUCAAAGCCGACUGUGCUGUUGGCCUAAUAGUUUUUGCUACAUGCAUUUCCAAUGUAACCAGAUAUGCCUACUCGCAACUUCUUAAUAGUUUUUGCUAGUAGCAUGGUUGGCCUAAUAGAUUGAUCUUAUAAGAGCUUCA